Molecule: messenger RNA, 1869 nt
Organism: Anneissia japonica
Lineage: Eukaryota; Metazoa; Echinodermata; Crinoidea; Comatulida; Comatulidae
Product: cystine/glutamate transporter-like
Exons: 5
Coding region: 119-604 (161 amino acids)
Biological process (GO): amino acid transmembrane transport
Cellular component (GO): membrane
Molecular function (GO): L-amino acid transmembrane transporter activity
Source: RefSeq, a predicted model, not a curated record
UGCCGAAAUAGUUUUCACCGAACCAACCGCCCGCCAGAUCUUCAAAUGGGUGAUAACAUUUUUUGUCGUACUAUCCUGCGCAGGCUCAAUCAAUGGUGGGCUCUUUACAACGACCAGAAUGUUCUUCGUUGCCUCACGUGAUGGCCAUCUACCGGAAGUGAUGUCAAUGAUUCACAUAUACCGCAAAACACCUCUUCCUGCUUGUAUGCUCACGCUGCCAAUAUGUUUAGUUAUGCUAAUGAGUGACGUUAAAACUUUGAUUAAUUACUUGAGUUUUUCAAGAUGGCUGUUCAUCGCACUCACCACUGCUAUUAUUCCGUACUACCGCUACAAGUAUCCUCAUCUGCAUCGACCAUUUAAGGUUCCGAUGGUUCUGCCCUUCAUCUUCAUUCUCUGUUCGUUAUUUGUCGUCAUCGUAGCCCUUGUUAAUAAUCCGCUUGCGUGCGGCAUCGGCCUAGUCAUCAUGCUUCUCGGUAUACCGGUAUAUUUUGUCGGAAUAAAAUGGCGAGGAAAACCGAGAUUAUAUUACAAACUGCGUCGUUUAUUUACACAUUUCUUUCAAAAAAUAACGUUUGUAGUUGUACAGGAGAGACGAACAUACUGAGAAAAAAUAAUUGGUGAAUAAUUUACCUGAAGAGAACCCUGGUAUCGGGGCGGACGAAACAUUGAUGACGCGGCGGACAGCUAGUUGUAUGAUGGACCAUCAGUGCGAUUUUAGAAAACAUGUUAGACGCAGCCAUGUUGCAACUAAGAACGUGCAUUUGAGGGAUGAAUUUAGACCGCCUACAGUGCGAUUAUGCCCAUUAGUCCGAGCUGAGUGUUAUAAGAAGGAUGUGAUUUCUUUACUUGAUGGUUAACGCUGUUACAGAAAGAGAUAUGCUUAACAAAUAUAUAACGCAAUUAGUUUGAAUUGCCUAUAUUGCAUGAGGUCGAAUAUACACCUUGUUAUAUACCUUGACAGAUGAGGUUUAUUUACGAUUUAAAUAUCUUUAAAAAGAAAUUCCUAUAAAAAAAAUUGAAGAAUUUUAACUUGCUCAUUUUCCAAAAAAUGUUUUGUAGUUAUUAAGUGUUUCUUCUUGAAAUUAUCUCAUAUUCGAGGUUCGGGUGCUAGAAUUUUAGUGCUUUGAUGUGCUUGUUAAAAGCCGGGCACACAGCGCGUCGGGAGGCGGCCGUACGAGCAUGGGCUACGGAUGCAUCCUCGCUCUCUGUAGUGAGUUCCUUGAUGACGCGACACCAUCUGCUGACUAUUGCUGAUAAAAGCGAUUGUGCGAGCGUCGUCGCGUUGCGUUCUCUAUGAUGAAAUCACGUCGGCCGACGACAGUCGACUCAUGUGUGCCCGGCAUUAUUCGCAUUUGUGUCCACUCUGGUUUUAUAUUCAAAAUUGAGUUCCGCCUAUCUAUUGAUAAAUUCAUCAAAACGCUCCACACUGCAGGGUUACUGUCAUUUAUUAUAUGGAAGUUGUAUCGUAACUCAAACACCCAAUUUAUAACUUAUUAAUGAUGGUGUAGAUCAUUUGAUAAUUUUCAGCAUUUUUUUUAUAAAGUGGACUAAUAAUCUAGAGUGUGGUGGUAAAAAAAAAAGGAUGUCGGCACAGUACUGGUUUAUUAAUGAUUACAACAUUAUUAUGUUUUAGAUUUUGUUUUCUUAAUUCUAACAGUUUGAUAAAGAAUAUAUAGGCAUAGUCCAUUAGCUCAUAUACUCACAAAGUGUUUCUUCUAAAAUCAUUGUAUUGUUUAGUUUAAAAUUUAUACAAAUGUUUCUAGCCUAUGCAUUGAAGGUCUGUGUGCCAACAACAAUUUGGUAACUUCCUUAUUGUUCUAUGGUAUUUCGGUUUUAUAUUAUAUGAAAUAUACUUCACUGAGUACCAUC